This is a messenger RNA of Hyalella azteca, 5014 nucleotides long. RefSeq lists its product as uncharacterized. The coding region runs from base 1 to 4332 and encodes 1443 amino acids. The record is from RefSeq and is a predicted model, not a curated record. Gene Ontology annotation, biological process: proteasome-mediated ubiquitin-dependent protein catabolic process; negative regulation of translation; protein polyubiquitination. Lineage: Eukaryota; Metazoa; Arthropoda; Malacostraca; Amphipoda; Hyalellidae. The transcript has 13 exons. Gene Ontology annotation, molecular function: ubiquitin protein ligase activity; protein binding; translation repressor activity.
AUGUCCACCGUGUCCUCCUGCUCUGAGGUGAGAAUGUCCACCGUGUCCUCCUGCUCUGAGGUGAGAAUGUCCACCGUGUCCUCCUGCUCUGAGGUGAGAAUGUCCACCGUGUCCUCCUGCUCUGAGGUGAGAAUGUCCACCGUGUCCUCCUGCUCUGAGGUGAGAAUGUCCACCGUGUCCUCCUGCUCUGAGGUGAGAAUGUCCACCGUGUCCUCCUGCUCUGAGGUGAGAAUGUCCACCGUGUCCUCCUGCUCUGAGGUGAGAAUGUCCACCGUGUCCUCCUGCUCUGAGGUGAGAAUGUCCACCGUGUCCUCCUGCUCUGAGGUGAGAAUGUCCACCGUGUCCUCCUGCUCUGAGGUGAGAAUGUCCACCGUGUCCUCCUGCUCUGAGGUGAGAAUGUCCACCGUGUCCUCCUGCUCUGAGGUGAGAAUGUCCACCGUGUCCUCCUGCUCUGAGGUGAGAAUGUCCACCGUGUCCUCCUGCUCUGAGGUGAGAAUGUCCACCGUGUCCUCCUGCUCUGAGGUGAGAAUGUCCACCGUGUCCUCCUGCUCUGAGGUGAGAAUGUCCACCGUGUCCUCCUGCUCUGAGGUGAGAAUGUCCACCGUGUCCUCCUGCUCUGAGGUGAGAAUGUCCACCGUGUCCUCCUGCUCUGAGGUGAGAAUGUCCACCGUGUCCUCCUGCUCUGAGGUGAGAAUGUCCACCGUGUCCUCCUGCUCUGAGAUAGCAUCAGAAUAUUCCUAUUCCAAGGACAUCAGUCCUUCCCCUCACUCGUCCUUCGCCUCUGAGGAUACACCCUACGCCUCCCAAGAUACGCGCCCACACAAAAAGAACUCCGACUCCACGACAGGAUCCUACCACACAGCCCGCGGUAGGAGUCCUACAGAUUCCUACUUCAGCGCCCGUGACUCGGGCGGGACCCACGACGUGGUGUUCGAUCCUUCCCACAACUCGUACAUCCCGCGGGAUCCCGACUGUCCCAUCCACUCCCAUAAGCCUGGGUCCCAUAAGCCUGGGCCCCCUGUGCGUUCUCACUCCCACAGGGAGCCUCUGACUCGUGCAGGUUCUCAUAGGGAGUCCCCGGCUCGGUCCAUUUCGCUGUGGGAACCGCCUGCUCGGUCCACAAGGCUUAAAGAUUCGCCGACUAGAGCCAUUACUCUAAGAGAGUCUCCGACUCGGUCCAGUACUCUUAGGGAGCCACAUAGUCGGUCCAAUCCCUAUUUUGAGUACUUAAGUCGGCCCAGUCCCCAUAGAGGGUCCCCAUCUCUGCCGGUUACGGAGGCGAGCCCCGAGGGGAGCCCGCGUUUUAAACGCUCGUCCUCAGUCCGAUCCAAUCCCCCACGGUCUUCCCCAAUCCGUUUCACGGCGGCCAAAGCCCCGCCGCUUCUGAGGGCCAUGUCUUCCCCCGCAACCCGCGUGUCCCCCAUUUCCCCACAACCCCGCAGCCUUCCUUUCAAUCUGGAAGCUCCCAUAAACCAUAAUGGGGCUAGCGACCUCCCCCUCGGCUACUCCCCACCCACACGCAGCGCCAGCCUUCGAGGAACUUGUGGGGAGUUUUCAGUAGAAAGUCCCCACGCGCGCCUGCAAUGUGGAACAGCUCCUGCUAUGAGGAAUUCACUUGGGGACUUGGGACCUGUUCACCCGUCACGGUUUCUGGCCGCUGAACCCCGGUCCUCAAACUGCUCCAUCUGCCACCAAGUGCUCAACAACCCCAAGACGUUGCCGUGCGGCCACAGCUUCUGCUUGUCGUGUUUGGUGACCACGACUCCCACGGCGGCGCUCGCCCUCACCUGCCCCGCCUGCCGCUGCCAGAGCAUCCUGCCCAGAGCUGGGUACACCGUUUACUGCCAGUACACCGUUUACUGCCAGUACACCAUUUACUGCCAGUACACCGUUUACUGCCAGUACACCGUUUACUGCCAGUACACCGUUUACUGCCAGUACACCAUUUACUACCAUCUCUCUUAUCUUGCAGGGAUGGCUGAGCAGAUUAACUGCCGUGACGCUGACACCGCGGCGGGCGGCUCGGACGAGCAGCUGCCGGCGAUGCACAGCAGCAUCGCAGAGCUACACGCAGCCUGUGCGCAGCUGCAGCAGAACCGUGCAGCUGCUGAGCAGCAGAUCAGAGCAGCGUUUGCAGAGCUGGCAGCUGCUGCAGAGCAGCGGCAGCAGCAGCUGCUGCAGACGCUGCACCACAAACACGAUCACAAGCACAGAGUCCUUGAAACGCAGCUGCAGGAACUGCAGAGCGGCGUAAAGCUGCUGCAGGCGGGGGAUCUUCCUGCUGCACCACGAGAGAACACGCUGCUCAGGUGUGUGGUGUGUGGUGUGAUGGUGUGUGGUGGUCGAGUGAUGGUGGGGCGACGUGCCCACAUCACCGUCAUCACCCGCGACUUCAAAGGGGAGCGCGUGGGGGUGGGCGGGGCUGAAUUGACCGCACGUUUAUCACCCUUCACCCCCACCCCCUCUGUGUCCCCUUGCUCUUCUAAAACCUCCAACCCCAACCUCAUCCUCGCCAAAACCUCACCUAUUGGGGUUACUUCCCCCGAUGUCAACACCCCUAAUGGCAACACAUGCAUGAAUGGCAACACUGCGGAAGGAGACAAGUCAACAGCUGGCAACCCACAUGGCAAUGAGAUGUCCAUGCAUUGUGCCACAUUAGGUGCUGAAACUUCUGUCGAUGGUACCACAUUAAAUGAUGAAAACCAUGUUGGAGACGAUAUAUUAAAUGGUGAAAAUCAUAAUAAUGUUACCAGUCCUAGUGGUGAAACUCUUAUUGAUGACCUCACACAUAAUGGUGAACAGGCUGGGACUGAAUUCUGCGCUACAAGUGAUAGCAGUGUUGCCAAUCUCACCACCGAUAUCAGUGUUGCUAACCACGCCAACGAUGAUAGCAGUGUUGCCAACCCCCUUUAUAAUGAUAACAGUGUUGCAAACCCCCCAACCGAUGAUAAUAGUGUUGCCAAUCGCGUUAACGAUGAUGUCAGUGUUGCUAACCACACCACCGACGAUGCCAGUGUUGCCAAACUCCUGUCAAAUGUUCCUCCAGCGAUCAGCGAUAACUCUGUAUCGCGGGACGUUAACCGCUACAGCCACCCUAGCGUGCGACGGUCGAUAACCGACGAAGGCUCGACGAUGACCGACUCCCAUGUCAGGGAUUCGACCCGACGGUCGAUAACUGACGAAAAGACGAUGUCAGACUGGGCCGUGAAGAUAAGUGACCACCACAACGGCGUGUACGACGUCGAGUACGUCGUGUACCGUGCAGGCAGAUACGUGCUCGAGCUACGUCUCUACGGCACCCAUAUCGACCAGAGCCCGUACACGGUAACUGCCGUGCCUCCGCCUACCGUGCAUUCAGGGUCAUCGUGCUCCGUGCACGGCAGCGACCACAGCGACGGUCAUGGUCGUACACGACAGUCAGCGCGCUUCUCGACCGCGUCCCGCACGACGCCCUCGCUGCGGUCGUCGGGAGGCUCGCGUCUCACGAUGCCCUUAGAAGACGACCUCAUCUUCAAGGUCGGCAUCAAGGGCCGCAAUAAGGGAGAGUUCGUCAAUCCCCAAGGCGUGAGUUACUCCGCCCUGCGCGGAGGUCGCCUCAUCGUCACAGACUCCAUGAGUCAGUGCGUGCAGGUGUUCAGCAGCAGCGGUCAGUUCAUCACCAGGUUCGGCACGCGGGGGCGGGGCGUGGGGCAGCUGCAGCGCCCUACGGGGGUCACGACGCUGGGCGACGGGCGCUACGCGGUUGCCGACUACGACAACAAAGUCGUGAGCGUCUUCGACCCCAGCGGCAAAUUUGUGCACAGACUCGGACAUGGCAAGCUGCUCGGCCCGAAGGGCGUGUGCAGCGACCAGCACGGUAACAUCGUUGUGGUUGACAACAAAGCGUCGUGUGUGUGUGUCUUCACCCCCGGCGGGCGACUCGUGACGCGCUUCGGCAGCCGUGGCACCAACUGCCUACAGUUCGCCGGACCACACUUCGUGGCGGUCAACAGCCACAACCACAUUGUGGCGACAGACUUCCACAACCACUGCGUUAAGGUGUUUGACAGCGACGGCCAGUUUGUGCUCGCGUUCGGUAGUCACGGGGAAGGCAACGGGCAGUUUAACGCUCCCACGGGCGUCGCGGUUGACGCCCACGACAACAUCAUCGUCGCGGACUGGGGCAACUGCCGUAUCCAGGUGUUUGACAGCGGCGGGUCGUUCCUGUCGUACAUCAACACGCUGGCUGAUCCUCUGCAUGGCCCCCAGGGGCUUGCCUACACCCCUGAUGGCCACGUCGUCGUCGCUGACAGCGGCAACCACUGCCUCAAAGUAUACCGCUACCUGCAGUAGGGGCUGGGAGAGGUGCUUCAGGAUGGACUAAUGAUGGACUGAUAGAAGUUGCUGCAGUAGAGGCUUCAAGACACCACCAUUUAGACGCGCGAGGAACGGCUAAUGAAAGCCGGCUUGAGGAAGAGAAGGAAGGGCAAGAGGAAGGUAGGACAACGCCAGGGGAAGGACGGGCAGAGGAAAAUCCUAGAUAAUUGUAGGGAGUCUCUGCACGCGAUGGAGCAGUUCCGGUCCCAAAAUGAAGGAUGCAAUGAUGUCAACCACCGUAACUAUGACGUAGGCAAUGCAAUGUAUUAUUUAGCCUCAGGGGUUUCGGCAGGAGGACAUCCAUAACCAUGUCAGCCAUAACCACCAUGUCGACUAUACCUACAAGACAAGGCACAUGGCGGCUUGUUGCUGCUGCACGUGAUGACAGAAAUAACAGGUCUGAGAAUAUUAACAUGUUGAUUAUAUAUAACUAUAUAACAUUUCACGCAUAGCUGAAACCUCGCAGAUUUACCAAUUUAGCAAUCAAUACGCAUCUUUUUGAUCGCUUACAGUAACUCACCUAACGUUACGGUCAUGAUCACUCAUGUAACAUGUCUCGCGUACACGACUUUGCAUGCCUUAAAUAGCCAUGUACGUGUACCUCCACGUACACGAUAUACAUGUAAGUUAUGUAUCUAUUAUAAACUGUGAACGCAAA